AUGGAUCGAACAAUUCUUUUGAUGAAAACCACCGCGCAGGGAGUUCCGUACCCUUCGCGCGUUGAAUUUUGUGGAGAUUCUUACUCAUCACGAAGAAGGGAAUGGACUGAUGUAAGAAUUGUGAGAAGACUGCAAGGAUCGCGUCACCAAGAGAGGCUUGCUGCUCGUAAUCAUUUCAGAGCGAUGCGUGAUAGUCAGCGAGCGGGCGGAAGCAAGCCUACCCCCCUAUUCAGGCUUGCAAUGGAUAACCUAAGGGAUGUGGAGCUUGUAGAGGAGUGUAUCAGGGAUUGUGAUACUCCAGAAUAUCUUACUUGUCCAUUGUUGGGCGAGCUUAUGAUUGACCCGGUGACAAUUGCCACGGGGAAGACAUUUGACCGACAGUACCUCAAGGAUUGGUUUGAGAAGAACGGGCAUAUCUGUCCUGUGACCGGCCAGCCUGUUUCAGGUGCCAUUGUCCGAAACGAGCGUAUCCAAGGGUAUUUGUACGAGUGGGAAGAAUCCAAGAUGGAGCGGAUCACCAAGAUCAUUACAGUCUCUUGUGCCUAA
Molecule: messenger RNA, 546 nt
Organism: Triticum dicoccoides
Lineage: Eukaryota; Viridiplantae; Streptophyta; Magnoliopsida; Poales; Poaceae
Exons: 5
Coding region: 1-546 (181 amino acids)
Biological process (GO): protein ubiquitination
Molecular function (GO): ubiquitin protein ligase activity
Source: RefSeq, a predicted model, not a curated record